Molecule: messenger RNA, 522 nt
Organism: Anastrepha ludens (Mexican fruit fly)
Lineage: Eukaryota; Metazoa; Arthropoda; Insecta; Diptera; Tephritidae
Exons: 4
Coding region: 1-522 (173 amino acids)
Source: RefSeq, a predicted model, not a curated record
AUGGUCACUUCAGUGUGGUUGAAUUACAUUGGCUACUUUUGGCAUGGACUUUGGUCUAUACUAACAGUGCGUGUGCGUGUGAUUCAGCUAUUGGUCUAUGUGCGCAUACUACGUCACUAUUUGGAGUGCCUCUGCGUGAAGCUGCGCCAGAAUGAGAAAAUCAUUGUCAUUUGUUAUAUGUUUGAUAUUAUCUGCAAGAUCUAUUGGACGCUGAUGGGUAUGGAUGGGUUCCCCAACCGGCGAUACUUUUAUAUUGCGGGACCUGUAUCGUUGCUGCCUCUUAUCACUAUCAUCUGGCAUUUAUGCUACUUGUGCGAUAAGUGCAAAGAGUUGGCACGUAACCUCGGUUGUUUACUGUGCAGAUUGAAAAAAAACGAGUAUUACAUCAGUUUUCCAUGCAAAAAUGUCUUUCCUUUGGAGUUGCGUUUUUUGGUGACGGGUAUUACCGCGACAGCAACAAAUUUGGUAGUGCUUAUGCAAUUUGUAAUGCUCUGGUUAGAAUGGGCGGGGGGUAAUGUAUAG